Aspergillus steynii IBT 23096 is the source of this 1256-nucleotide messenger RNA. RefSeq lists its product as uncharacterized. Bases 72 to 1256 code for a protein of 394 amino acids. NCBI's taxonomy places the organism in Eukaryota, Fungi, Ascomycota, Eurotiomycetes, Eurotiales, Aspergillaceae. The record is from RefSeq and is a predicted model, not a curated record. The transcript has 4 exons.
GAGAGAUCCAGGAUUCUGGGUGUCGUUGUUCUUAAUUUACUCCUUAGCCGUCCCUCCGCCGAUGCUAUGAUAUGGAUUCUAGGGGAAAUGGCACGAACGCGACGCACCCCUUUCCCAAGCCCGUCUCGACAGUCAAUUAUGGGCCCGAACUAUUGGUGACGGUGUGGGUCGUGACUGGAUUAUCCAUCGUGGCUGUCGUCCUGCGGUCUGUGAGCAAUUAUAAAUUCGGCAAUUUCCAGCUCAGCGAUCUGGUGACGUUGUUUGGCUUGGUAUUGCUGCUUAUCGCCGCUGCGAUAUCCAAUGUAGCCGUUGACUUCGGAUACGGACUGGCGGCUGGAUCACAGGCACCGAGUCAUGAAUCCAACGCGCUCAAAUAUUCGGCCAUCGGUCAGGCCAUCGUCGUGCUGGCUGCGACGGCCGGACGCAUCGGCUUCAUUCUAUACUUGAUCGAGUUGCUCGCAGCUCGCACGCUGCAUAGGAUGGUGCUAUGGCUUCUGAUCCCGUUUCAAGUCCUCGUCAACGUGUUCAGUGUGUUCCUGCUCUUCUUCCAGUGCUCAGUCCACGUGGGAGAGCUAUUCCACCCGGGACAGCAAUCGCACUGUGAGUCCCUCGAUAUCCAGAUCAAGUACGGUUAUUUCCAAGGAGCAUUCAACUCUGCCUGCGAUUUCCUCCUCGCCGUCUUCCCCGUGUACAUGUUCUGGCGCUUCAACUGGACCGUCCGGGUGAAACUCGUACUCGUCUCCCUCCUGAGUUUAGGAAUCGUCGCCAUGGCCGCCUCCCUCGUCAAAACAAUCGAAUACCCAACCAUCAUGCUCUCGCGAAACCCACGCACCAACCGCGUCACCCUCCUCCGGUGGAUGUUCAUCGAGGCCGGCGCCGUGCUGAUCACCGCCUCGAUCCCCUGUCUGCGACCUCUCGUCGUGUACCUCUUCAAGCGAUUCAUCAAGCGCGCUCCCUUCCGACAGCAUAGCCGCAUCGACAAUACAGCCAGCACGCACAGCAUGGGUCUCAAUGCGGACACGAGCACCAGCCAGCUCAACCACGACUGGAAGGCGAGGUGGAUCACGCCGUAUAUGCAGCACGGUCUAGUGGGUGAGGAUGGUCUGGAAAGACACAUUUUGGCGAAUAUCACGACGCAUAUCUUUGCGGGGGAUAGGGAGUUUUUGGAUAGGCAUACGGGUGGUGGUAUCGUGAAGAAGGUGGAGGUCACGGUCGUGGCGGAUGAGAUCCCGCUGACGGAGGGGAAUGGGUUAUGA